AUGCAAUUCCAUCAGCGGGCCGACCUCAGCGGCGCGUCCGAGGCCGUGAGCUUGAGCGCGACGCGGCAGCGUGUGAGCGCAGUGCCGGUCGAGCUCACGCUCCCAAACCAACAAGUUCUACUGGGCUUCCCGAACCGACCACCUCCGCUCGACGCUGCCGACGAUGGGGCCUUCAACAAGGCGGUGUUUAUGACCAACGCUAUGCGCAAGCAUCCCGAUGUGCGCGAAAACCAGAUCCUCUUUGGCAUCUUUGCAGUCGUCAACGUUCUCUUUACGAGCGCGUUCUUCCUACCAGCAGACGCCUACGGUCACGCAUGGUACGACGUUGGCCCGUUGCCGCCGCAGGUCCCGACUACGUGGCCCGGUCGUCUCGCUGUGCUUGCAUCGACAGGCGUCUCGCUCGUCUGCGGCGCCUAUGGCGUUUACAAAAAGCGCCGAUCCAUCCUUCUGCUCUUCCUCCUCUACACUGCCGCACAGGAUGCGCUGCUCUUGAUGUACCCGCCCGUGUUUCUCUUGGUCCUUCGCAUUCCCGUCGAUGUCGUCUUGUGCGGCCUCGCGUACAGCAUGCAUGCAGCACUGUCGGCGCGGUGGUUUGUGACGAGCAAUAAAAAGUAG
Messenger RNA from Saprolegnia diclina VS20, 615 nucleotides. RefSeq lists its product as hypothetical. The coding region runs from base 1 to 615 and encodes 204 amino acids. Lineage: Eukaryota; Oomycota; Saprolegniomycetes; Saprolegniales; Saprolegniaceae. The record is from RefSeq and is a predicted model, not a curated record. The transcript has 7 exons.